AGCCACCAGUAGACCAAUACAAAAUGAUGAUUCUGUUUUAUGUACUUUUCAUUAUUACAAAUGGAUAUUGUGCGAAUGAAUAUCAUUUCACGACAAAGACGGUUCCUGUUGGAGAAGAUGUUAAACUAACGUGCGCUCGCCAGACGAAUGUUCUCUACAGAGAGAACUUAUUUUGGAUCAGGAUUGUUUCUGGGAAAAAGCCUGAACUUCUGGGAGGAACAAUGAACUUUGACUUUGACGAUGAAAUCAGGAAAUCUCACAUUACAGCAAAGCAAGAACCUGGGUCCUUUGUUCUGGAAAUAAAUGGAGCCAUGGAAAGUGAUGAUGGUGUUUAUUACUGCAUUAAAGUUCAAAACCUGGAUUUGACAUUUUUGACUGGAACAUUUCUGAGUGUCAAAGGCAGAGAACCACACAUUGUUGCUGUCACUGAGAGGUUUUUAUCUGAUCAAGUCUAUCCAGAAGACCCCAUCACUCUAGAGUGUUCAGUCCUCUCCAGCUCUGACCAUGAAACCUGUGCAGCAGAACAGAGAGUGUUCUGGUUCAAAACCCAAUCAAACAAAUCUCAUCCUCAUGUUAUUUAUGCUCAUGGAAACAGUUCUGAUGAAUGUUUGAGGACUCCUGAAGCUCCCUCUGUGCAGAAAUGUGUCUACAGCUUUAACAAGAAUUUCAUCUCCUCUGAUGCUGGGACUUACUACUGUGCUGUGGCUGCAUGUGGAGAGAUCUUUUAUGGAAAUGGAACAACACUGACCGAACCCCAGAUGUGGGAUUUACAAACAGCCAACACUGUUCUCCUUGUCUUGUUUGCCACUUUCUCUGCCAGCAUAUUUGUUAUAAUUUUCUUACUUUAUAAAAUAAAAAAGAAGUCAGGCAGUUCUUGCAACGAUAUCUUACACUCCUUAGAUGACCAAAAUCAUCAAAAGAGUAAAAAUGAUUCACUGACAUAUUCAGCUGCAACCUUCACGAAGAGGGAAGCUGGUAGAUUUGCAACAUCCCAGGAGGCCCUUUAAUUCUGAUUUAAUAUAUUUAUGAUAGAUUAUAUAUGACUUGAAUAUUAAAAGAAGAUAUGUGCUCUAUGUUCUAAAUCUCUGUGAACGAUUAAGUGUUAGAUUGUUACCUUGAGUUAAAUUUAAAAUAAAGAGAUAACUGAUCUAAGUAUAA
Oryzias latipes (Japanese medaka) is the source of this 1158-nucleotide messenger RNA. RefSeq lists its product as uncharacterized. Lineage: Eukaryota; Metazoa; Chordata; Actinopteri; Beloniformes; Adrianichthyidae. Gene Ontology annotation, biological process: response to bacterium. The record is from RefSeq and is a predicted model, not a curated record.